This is a messenger RNA of Drosophila busckii, 3587 nucleotides long. RefSeq names its product metal transporter CNNM2 (gene uex). Gene Ontology annotation, cellular component: plasma membrane. Gene Ontology annotation, biological process: magnesium ion homeostasis; transport. Gene Ontology annotation, molecular function: transmembrane transporter activity. The transcript has 8 exons. The record is from RefSeq and is a predicted model, not a curated record. The coding region runs from base 1 to 2445 and encodes 814 amino acids. Lineage: Eukaryota; Metazoa; Arthropoda; Insecta; Diptera; Drosophilidae.
AUGUAUUUAGAUCUGACCAUGCAGAAAUCGUUCGAGCAUCCCGAAUCCACGCCUGCCUCCUUCACUGUUUGCUCCGAAGCCGCAGAUAUUACCCGUAUUACUGGUCUGCGCUUGGAAGCUGAUAGUGCGGAGUCUAACGAUGGCAUACCUAGCAUUUUGUGUGAUACCCAACAAAUGAUACGUGUCUUCGGUCAGGGAUUAAACGAGAACACUGUGAUUGCGUUUACAAAUGAGGAAAAUUCUUAUAAGGGACCUUGUCAGACUCCGGUGUCGGCUAUAUUCAAGCCAUUUGAUGUCUCUCCCGAUGGAUCCACAGCCACGUAUUCGAUCAAUGUGAAGUAUUCAGAGAAAGACUUGUAUAUAUGUGCGAAGAACGAUAUAAGUGCCGCUCACAGCUCUGCCGCCGAAGCCAUUCCGCUUGAGCAUCAGGGCAAUGAGAAAUGGAUGAAAAUGGGCACAAAUAAACCUCUACUGCCAGUUUGGCUGUCAGUAAUUAUAAUAGUAACAUGCUUGUGUUUCUCAUCGCUGUUCUCAGGCCUCAAUUUGGGUCUAAUGGCCAUGGAUCGUACCGAAUUAAAAAUUUUGCGUAAUACUGGCACGGAAAAAGAACGAAAGUAUGCUGCAAAAAUUGCACCAGUUAGAGAUCAAGGUAAUUAUCUGUUGUGCAGUAUUCUCUUGGGUAAUGUGUUGGUUAACUCCACCUUUACCAUUCUGCUGGAUGGUUUGACCUCUGGACUAUUUGCUGUUAUAUUUUCUACACUGGCCAUUGUACUCUUUGGUGAAAUCACACCUCAGGCUGUAUGCUCAAGGCAUGGCUUAGCAAUUGGUGCCAAAACCAUUUUGAUAACCAAAACUGUUAUGGCCAUAACAGCACCGCUUUCGUAUCCAGUCUCUCGCAUCCUAGAUUAUUUGCUGGGUGAAGAGAUUGGAAAUGUGUUCAAUCGUGAGCGUCUAAAGGAACUUGUUCGCGUGACCAAUGACAGUAAUGAUUUGGACAAGAACGAAGUGAAUAUCAUCUCAGGCGCCUUGGAGUUGCGAAAGAAAACAGUUGCCGACAUUAUGACGCAUAUAAAUGAUGCUUAUAUGCUAUCAUUGGAGGCUAUCUUGGACUUUGAAACUGUGUCGGACAUUAUGAACUCUGGUUAUUCACGUAUACCUGUCUAUGAUGGCGAUAGAAAGAACAUUGUCACACUGCUUUAUAUCAAGGACUUGGCAUUUGUCGACACCGAUGAUAAUACACCGCUAAAGACGCUCUGCGAGUUCUAUCAAAAUCCCGUGCAUUUCGUUUUCGAAGAUUACACUUUGGAUAUUAUGUUUAAUCAGUUCAAGGAAGGCUCCAUUGGUCACAUCGCAUUCGUGCAUCGCGUCAAUAAUGAAGGCGACGGCGAUCCCUUCUACGAGACCAUUGGCCUCGUUACUCUUGAAGAUGUCAUUGAGGAGCUAAUCCAAGCGGAAAUCGUUGACGAAACCGAUGUCAUUGUGGACAAUCGUACUAAAACGCGCCGGAAUCGUUACAAGAAGGCCGACUUUUCGGCAUUUGCUGAGCGUCGCGAAGUGCAGGCCGUGCGUAUUUCUCCUCAAUUAACGCUGGCAACAUUCCAGUACUUAAGUACAGCUGUUGAUGCGUUUAAAAAGGAUGUCAUAUCGGAACCAAUAUUGCGGCGCUUACUUAAUCAAGACGUUUUCCACAAUAUUAAGGCAAAGGGCAAACUUAAGGACGAUCCCAGCCUUUUUAUAUUUACGCAGGGAAAAGCUGUUGACUUUUUUGUACUUAUUUUGGAGGGUCGUGUAGAAGUGACAAUUGGCAAGGAAGGUCUUCUUUUCGAAAGCGGGCCGUUUACUUACUUUGGAACACAGGCAUUAGUUCAAAAUGUUGUUAUUGAUUCACCAUCACAGACGGGUUCGAUGCAGUCCUUAAACAUGGACUCCAAAAUUCGUCAAACUUUUGUCCCAGACUAUUCUGUUCGCGCAUCUUCCGACGUGAUAUACAUCGCAAUUAAACGUAGUUUAUAUCUAACAGCUAAGAAAGCUACGCUUCUAGAAAAGAGUCGCAAGUCAGGCACGUUCUCAACUGAAACAUUUGAUGACGAAGUUGAGCGUCUGCUGCACUCAAUUACUGAAGAUGAGAGGCCACGUCUUUUGGCAGCCAGCCAAAGUGCGAGGCGCUUAUCCAAGCCCAAUAGAAGUGUAACGUCAUCGCCUACACACAACGAUUUAUCUCAGGAUGAGAGAAGUAACAGUGCCAGUGGCCACAACCAGACGAGCCAUAGAAUGGGUCCAGAGCAUACAGAAGAUGCUUCGUUAAGUAGUCUGGUUACCUCAGAUGUAGCAGGAGAUCUGCCGAAUGGAGAUAAUGAUGACAGGGAUGGAGCUGCGGCUUCCACACCGCUUUUGCCAAAGCCAGAUGAAAGUAACAACGAUCCCAGACAAAACAAGCCACAAUAACAACAGUUUUCGCAGCACACACUUCUUGUUAAGAACUAGAUGCCGCAAAUUAAAUUUUCCAUAACAAUCAAACACAAAUAUUCUAAUGCAAAUCGCAAUCACUGCUGCUUUUUUUUCUCCUAAUAUUCUCUUUGGUAUAUCUUAUUGUUGUUUAUUUUCAUUUUUGUUUUCUUACAUUUCUUGUUGUAUGCAUGUUGACAAUGCAAUUUGUUUAGCAAGUUAGAGUUAUAUAUUGUAAGGCAUAAAGAUGAAUGCUGAUAUUAAUUUGCGAUUGCACUAGGUUUUUUUUUUUUUAAGCAUAAUUGUUUCAAACACAGCAGUAUGGCCCUCAGUAACCUAAGCAUAUUUUUGAGAUUUAUCGAGUUCAGAAAUUAAACACACGUUUGUAUUACCUCAUUAAAUACGUACUUAAGAAGAGAAAUUAAUCACCACCGCUUGCAAUGCCCUCCCUCAUAUUUCUUCUUCCCGUUAAUUGUUAUUAACUAAAUUGUUUGUGGCCGCAGCAUUAAUUAUAUAACUUGUAGCACAUAAAUUCCUUCCCUCAAUUUAUUGUAGUAAUCAUUAACUGUAUUCAUUGUAUAUGAUUUUACAAAUUUAAUUUGCUAAGCGAUUUAAAUGAAUUCACUUAUUGAGGCGGUGAACAAAUGUUAUUUGAGUAAACAAAAUAAUGUUAUAUAUACAUAUAUAUAAUUUACUAAUGUGCACAAGCUUUGUUUUAACUGUUGUUCAAUUAUUGCGUUAUUUAGCAAAAUGCAUUAUAUUCUAUGUCCAAUGUCCCACAUAACUUAUCAUAAAUACUAUAACUUGAGAUGUUGAAAACUUCUCACUUGUUGUUCAUUUAACUAAAAAAUGUUAAUUAGUAGUUUAUGAUGCCUAAAAUUGAUUCAAAAUGCAUACAAACAAACAUACAUACACAUCUUAACUUACAUUAGAUUAAAUAAAUACCUACAGCUACAUGUACAUGUAAGAGCAACGUAAUUCGUUUUAAAGUGUCAAUCGCAAUUGUGAGUGAUUGUUCCGAAUAACGUUGGCGAUAGGUAGAAUGAGGUAUCUUGAAAGAUUCUUGCAAAGAACCUGAGUAUAUAAUUAAAAUAAUGUGCUUGCAAUAAAUUAUAAAUUUUAUAGAAUACAUAUAUUUACUA